Metarhizium brunneum ARSEF 3297 is the source of this 648-nucleotide messenger RNA. Its product is annotated as FAD-dependent monooxygenase DEP4. Lineage: Eukaryota; Fungi; Ascomycota; Sordariomycetes; Hypocreales; Clavicipitaceae. The record is from RefSeq and is a predicted model, not a curated record.
AUGAAGAACGGAAAUGGGGAGGACUAUGAUGUGCUGGUUGUUGCCGGAGGCAUGUAUAGGCUCAUUACAGCCUACACGUAUCUCAAAUUGGCACCCGAGACGAACCUCCUUAUUCUCGAUGACGGUCGAUCGGCGGGGUCUGGAGCACCGAGCGCAUCUACCCAGACCUUUUUGCACAGGUCGGCCACGAAGACGGGCCUGAGCCCGGACUGGUACAUUUCGUCUCAGACGAUCCACAACUAUCUCCAGUCUUUUGCCGAGGACCAUGACCUCGUCAGGCGUAUCCAUCUGCCACAGAAAGUUGCGAAAGCAAACAAGAUUGGCGGGAAAUGGGUUCUGACGCUCAAUGACGGAGCCUCUCAAGCGUCAGGGGCAAAGCUAAUUGUGGCAACGGGUGUCACGAGCGGUGCGUAUGUGCCCGAAUUUCCGCAGAAAGGGUUCCAUAAGCCAAUUUUGCAUUCCUCGGAGCUGGGAAAGUACAUAUCGUCUCUCAUCGGACCAAACAUACAACGAGUGACAGUUCUUGGAGCCGCCAAGUCUGCGUACGACACCGCCUUCAUGUUGAUCAAAGUCGGGAAACAACUCGACUGGAUUAACCGUGAGAACGGCUCCGAAGUGAGAAAAGAACCGUUGACCCGUCAAAUUUGA